Messenger RNA from Emiliania huxleyi CCMP1516, 834 nucleotides. RefSeq lists its product as hypothetical. The record is from RefSeq and is a predicted model, not a curated record. Lineage: Eukaryota; Haptophyta; Isochrysidales; Noelaerhabdaceae. The coding region runs from base 1 to 825 and encodes 274 amino acids. The transcript has 6 exons.
AUGCCACCGAAGGCGCUGGGCUGUCGAGGUUCGCCGAGCGCGGCGCAGUCGGGGGAAGCCGCCACCAACGAGCACGUUGGACUUUUCACUCCGGACAAAGACGGCGGCACGCACACGAGCUGCGGCCGUGCCGCCGUCAUAGUGGCGAGGCGCGGGACCGUCUGUGGCGAAGUGGGUCUCACGGCGCCGCCGAUGCGGGUCGAGUUUGAGCUUGGCGGGCACGCGCUGCUGCCGACAGGGCGGCCGGAGGAGGAGGGGCUGAGGCUGGGAGACCGACCGCUCCGUGCGACGAUCGUCGACGUGGCCGGGAACCCGCAGGUGCUUGUGCGCGCCGUGGAGGGCGGGCUGAGAGGGGACGAGGCGGCGGAGGAGGCGACCGCCGCUGUCGUGUGGGAAGCGGUGGAUGCGCUGCUCGACGAGGCGGCGGGGCGGGUGGGCCUAAAAGCGCGGCCGUCGGGGAUGCGGCUGCUCUGGCUGAGCGCUCGCCGCGACCACUGCUUGGCGGGGGGCGGGGCCGUCGCUGCCGCAGAGUGCGACCUCAUCUCCCGCGUCUCGGCAGGCAGCCGCGUCCACCACGCGCACACGGGCACCGCACUCGCGCUCGCAUGCGCAGCAGCCGUCCCGGGCACCGUCGCACACGAGCUUGUUCGCGGCGGCGGCGGCGGAGGUUGCGGCGGCGGCGCGGAGCUUCGGAUUGCGCACCCCCAAGGCGUGAUGCGCGUGCAUGCGAGCGUGGGGCGCGACGCGGACGGGCGGCAUGUGGCGCACAGCGCAGGGAUGGUGAGGACAGCGCGUUAUUUGAUGGUGGGCGAGGUCGUUGUGUAGUGCCUGGGA